This is a messenger RNA of Gasterosteus aculeatus aculeatus (three-spined stickleback), 2708 nucleotides long. NCBI's taxonomy places the organism in Eukaryota, Metazoa, Chordata, Actinopteri, Perciformes, Gasterosteidae. The record is from RefSeq and is a predicted model, not a curated record.
UCCGCUUCCUCCUCCUCUAGUUGAGUCCGCAACAUCCUGACUGGCCGAGCCUGGUGAUCGGCAGCGGCGAGCCCCCCACAAGACGGAUGAAUUAGAAAACCUGCUAAAACCGCGUCCUUUAAAAAUACCAAAACCAAAACAUAAUCAUCCUCUACAUCGAAGAUUCUGGCUUCAAACGCCGCUGCCGCAUCUUGACAGCGUGAAGCGGAUACAAGGCUUCCAGCCUCUGCAGGUCCACCAUGGGGAUCAAGGCUGCCCUCCCCAGAUAUGAGCUGUAUCUCUACUCAGCGGUGCUCGCUGCAGCCUUGAUAUGGGCAGGCAGUUGGAUAUCGGAAGCUUCAAGUGAGAAUGUGAACAGAAAGGCCUUCAAAGAAAGUGUGAAACCUGGAUGGCAUUACUUUGGCAGGAAAAUGGACGUUGCAGACUUCGAGUGGAUGAUGUGGUUCUCUACAUUCCGCAAUCAUAUCCUUUUUGCUCUCAUGGGUCACGUUGUCUUUGCCAAGAUAUUCACCCUCUUGGCUCCAAAGAUUGGUAUUGAUGGAUGUAAGCACAGAUCCUUGAUCUUUGCUGUGUACGGUUGUUUGGCAGUGCUGAUCACGAUGGGCUGGACCUUCAUGGCCCUGGUCCUGUCUCACUGCGUCGUACUCUACAGCUUCGCCCUAGUCAAGAAGAAGUGGCUGAUCUUUGCGGCUGGCCUUACCACGCUGGCCUCCAUCAAGCUGGAGCCCUAUAACUCCUGGCAGGAAGCCCUGGUGACGGGCUCUUUCGACCUGCAGGACAUCCUGUUUUAUGGAGGAUGCGGCUUCAGCAUCAUGCGCUGUACGAGCUUUGCGUUGGAGAACUGCGAGAGGAAGGACGGCAACUACACAUUCUCCGACCUGCUGCGAUACAACUUCUACCUCCCGUUCUUCUUUUUUGGACCUAUCAUGACUUUUGACAGGUUCCAUGCCCAGGUGAACAACACCCAGCUGACCCGCAAGGAAAGGGAGCUGUGGAACAUCACCACCAAGGCGUUGCAGCAUCUGGGGGUUAUUCUGGUGGUGGACGUCUUCUUCCACUACCUCUACAUCUUGACUAUCCCCAGUGACAUGAAGCUGGUGUCCAAGCUUACUGACUGGAGUCUCGCUGGUCUGGCUUAUUCCAAUCUGGUGUAUGACUGGGUGAAAGCUGCCGUGAUGUUCGGUGUCAUCAACACUGUGGCUACACUGGACCACCUGGACCCCCCUCAGCCUCCCAAGUGUAUCACCAUGCUCUACGUCUUUUCCGAGACGCACUUUGACCGAGGCAUCAACGACUGGCUGUGCAAGUAUGUUUACGACUACAUUGGCGGGGAUCACGAUAAAAUCUUCAAGGAGCUCCUGGCGACCAUCUGCACUUUCGCCAUCACCACCUUGUGGCUUGGCCCGUGUCAGCUGGUUUACAUCUGGUCCUUUUUCAACUGCUUCGGCCUCAACUUUGAGCUGUGGGUCGCCAAGUUGUUCUCCAUUCCGCCAUUUUCUACCAUUGAAGGCUUGAUGGGUGAAGGCAUGUCACGCAGGAUCCGGGGUGUGUUCAACGCUGCCAACUUCUGGACCAUUGUCCUCUACAAUGUCCUCGCCCUGAACAGUUUGGAGUUUGCCAAACUGGUGGGAAGACGACUGAUUUUUAAAGGUUUCCCUCUGUCCACCCUCUCUGUGCUACUCGUGACCUACUGUGGCGUGCAGCUGGUGAAGGAAAGGGAGCGACAACAAGCCCUGCUGGACGAUCCGGAGCCGGUGAAGGCCGUGGACGGGGGCAAAGAAAAAGCAGAAUAAACCCCUCCGAAAAACGGACUGUCGCAGACUUCACGGUCAACCGCCGCCACCCGUCCCCUCCUCGCCUCACCUCCACGCAUUGUUCCAUCCUUGGCUUUGCAAACUGUACCUAACCGGACUGUAACAGCCAGUCAGCCACUGAAUUGCUCACAAGCCUAUAAGUCUUUUAUAUUGCCUUUGUCACAAGUGAGGCAGCAUCUUGAACUGUGAAAUGUCCUCAAGUGCACUUGAUGUAGAUAAUCAUCACGUCUUUUGGCCCAAAUCCACCGACCGGCAGUAUUUUAGCCUGUUCAUCAAAUGCCAGGCCCGCUAGAUAUUUUACAAUGCUAAACCUAAUAAUGUAGAUGAAGAAAACCCACGUUGUUAAGGAAAGAAUAAUUGUCUCUGUUUAGAUGUCUCCUCUGUUCACUUAUGAUUUUUUCAUUAGAAGUUCAGGCAUCACAAUGUUGACCACACUGAAAGGUUGAAAAACUUGAAAUCAGGGCGCAUGGAGUGCAAUAUAGAAAAUAAACCAAGGCUGCUCCACAUAGCUGAUUUUAAAGCAUAUUUGCUCUACUGUUACGAAGCACUGACAUAAGUCAAAAGGUGAGAAUAGUUAGUGGAUGGAGAAUGUUUUAGCUCUAUUGAACGUAGAUAAACCGUCCACAGAGCUUUCUACCUUACCGACUACCUUAGCUGUGCCUUUUCACUGUGUCUUUCCUCGUCCCUCGUUGAUACGAUGCAGGCUGCAGUGCUCCGACAAAGGCCAGAGGCUCCUUCAUUGAAUGUGGGUCGCUCUCUCAUGCUGCCUGUGAGGGAACAGAGAGAACAAACUAACGUUGGAGGAAGAUUGUAAUGCCUUUUCUAAUUUGAGGGGUUUCUAUUCAAAGGAGUUUGUAACUAUUCGACUUGAAAUAAAGUCUCAUCUAAAAGUGA